AUGGAUCCAAGUGGGUGUAGGGAGAUGAGGCCCUUGAGCAUCGGAUACCUCGAAUUCCUCUACACCUGCCGUUGGACCGCCUCUGGCCAAACUGUGAAAAUUUCCUAUAUUCCGUUCACGUCGCCGGAUGACGUUUUUGCCGUUUCAAUUCGAGUUUUGGAGUGGACAAGCCCUUUUCCAACCUACCUGCUCCCCGCUUCACCAAGCGACGAUAAUGAACUACAAUUGAUCAUGAUGAAUCGGGAUGAAAUUCUCUCCAUCGUCCCGCUGAUGCCACAUCCGAUCACUGAUUCGGCAUUCCCCAGUGUCAAUUUGUACGUACAGCUGCUGGAUGCGAUGGACGAUUUUUCGAUCGCUUUCUAUGCGGGCUCAGAUACGGAUAAUGACGAGAAUUUACUCGUGCAAUUUGGCAACGGCGACUUCUCGUUGGAAUUGCUCAUCUACAACGAGGCCCGGCAAAGAUUUAUUCGCCCAUCUCUGCUGACCAGCCCGUUAUACCCGUGGAAAUUUGACAAUUCAGAGCUAAUUGAUUUUUGUUUUGAGGACUCGGCGGAAUAUUUCCGCCUGGAGCAGGUGACUGUACAGAUAUUUCGUCUUGAAGGUGGAACGAUCGAGAUCAGGGGUGAUAAUGAUGAAUUGAUUGGAAACUACUCCCGUCUGGACUUGGGCAAGAAUAUACAACUGCUGCUCAGGGAUCUGAAGAUCCGCUACUGCCCGAAUCCAACGUCUACUAGUCGGCGAGGAUUUCUGGUAACACUUUCGACAGCACCUUAUGGCCCUUCGAACGUCCCGUGUACACUGACUUUUCCGUCGAAUCGAAAUGCCUCGAUGGUGAUGGUUCCGGAACAGUAUACGAUCAAUAUGGAUGACUACGAUCUCAUUUGCGUCACGAUCCCAAAAGAGUCUCCGAUGCCGUUGACCAUCGAGACACGAUUCUGCGACAGCACCCAGAAGCAUCAAUUCGAGCUGGGAUAUAUGACGCACAAUGUGACCGAGUGUGGCUCCAGUUUCAAUUUAUCUAUCGGCGAUGAUCCAUUAUAUUGCUGUAUCCUCACUAGCACACUAUCCCCUGAAGAAGUGUUGGGAUUCCGUACUAUUGGGAAUGGACUACCACGGCCUAGUCUCUUCUUUCAAAUUUUGGAAUAUGGUCCAGCCAACACCACCAUCGUGACGCUCAAUUUUAACCAUACAUCUGGAAUUGAAAAAUUUACGGUACCCGAAAAUGCGGAUAAUGAGACGCUAGUGUUCUUCUCGCAUCGCACGGAUACGGCCUAUGCCAAUAUGGGAUGUCCACAAUUGAUCGUCUACGGGAAUCGUCGGAAUGCACCUUGUGACUACGGACUCUACGCCGGGGCGUUGGGAAGGCACUUGGCAACCUUUAGUGACCAUGAAGCGGUAUUUCCGCAACUUGUCACAUCCGAGACGUAUUCGAUCAAGAUACCGCCGUCCUGCUCUCCGACGAUAGCACUGCGGCUGGCUACCGAUUCUCCCAAUGGAGUCCACCUGCCCGGGUACGGUAUAGCCACCGUAACCGCUCCAGGUUACGGGGAUCCGAUGCACUCGCGAUAUUACGGUAUUAUGGAGAUAAAGUGUUCGUGGAAUAAUGCGCACGGCGAGAAGUUUUUCUUAAAGCUGGAGGUGGUAGAAGUUCUGACUGGUAGGUUGAUGAUCAGUAUCUCUGAUGGAACGGCUACUGGAAGCACCGAGCUCUCCUUCGACACAUCGUACACCAAAAACGGCACUUGGUGGAGCUUUGAAAGUCCGGCGUGCAUAAAUAUAAGUUGGACAAACUCUCUGCUAAUCCCACUCGGAGUACCGACUGGAUUCUUGGCACAUUUCGAAUUUGCUCGACGCCGGGAUGUUAGUGUACAAGAACUGCCGUCACCACCAAGUCUCGAGCUGGAAAUGCGUGUCACUAUUUGCAUCAUCUAU
Messenger RNA from Mesorhabditis spiculigera, 1932 nucleotides. Lineage: Eukaryota; Metazoa; Nematoda; Chromadorea; Rhabditida; Rhabditidae. The record is from the annotation of a GenBank genome assembly.